This is a messenger RNA of Cricetulus griseus (Chinese hamster), 930 nucleotides long. Lineage: Eukaryota; Metazoa; Chordata; Mammalia; Rodentia; Cricetidae. The record is from RefSeq and is a predicted model, not a curated record.
AUGGCUGUGUCCAACCUCACAUACAGAUCACAGUUCCAGCUCCUUGGCUUAAUGGAUGGCACAGAUGCCCACCCGCUGCUGUUUCUGCUUUUCCUUAGCAUCUACCUGCUUAACGCCCUCGGCAACCUGAGCAUGGUGGUGCUGGUGAGGUGUGAUGGGGCGUUGUGCUCCCCCAUGUAUUACUUCCUGGGUCACCUGAGCCUUGUGGAUGUCUGCUUUACCACAGUCACUGUCCCAAGACUGCUGGCCACUCUGAUACAUCCUGUCCAGGUCGUGUCCUUCCAGGCUUGCUUUGCCCAGAUGUAUUUCUUUGUAGGGAGCUACCUCCUGGCAGCCAUGUCCUACGACCGUGCUGUGGCUGUGUGCCGGCCACUGCACUAUGGUACAGUCAUGACACCCUGGCGCUGCCUUGCCCUGGUGGCUGCAUCUUGGGCUGUGGCUCAUCUGCACUCGCUGCUGCACACACUGCUCAUCUCUGCACUCUCCUACCCACCCUCUGCCCCAGUGCACCACUUUUUUUGUGACAUGACAGUGAUGCUGAGCUUGGCGACCUCAGACACAUCAGUGGCAGAGACUGCUAUCUUCUCAGAGGGCCUGGCAGUGGUGCUGACCCCGCUGCUCCUUGUGUCCCUUUCCUAUGCUCGCAUCCUUGUGGCAGUUCUUGGAGUGAGGACCACGGGAGGUCGGCGCCGCGCCUUCUCCACCUGUGGGGCGCACCUGGUGGUGGUAUCGCUUUUCUUUGGCUCUGUCCUCUCUGUCUACUUCAGGCCCUCAUCCUCCUACUCAGCUCGUUAUGACCGCCUGGCCAGUGUGGUCUAUGCAGUGGUCACACCGACCUUGAAUCCUUUUAUUUACAGUCUUCGUAACAAAGAGGUUAAGGGCGCCCUAAAAAGAGGGCUCAGACGGAGAGCUGCACCCCAAAAUGAGUAA